CUUACCGCUAAAGCUCUCGAAAACGGUUUCCACCUUUUGAAGAAACGGUCCGUCUACGCGGCUCCUCUGGCCGCCGCUUAUGCCGCCCCCCUCGCCUACACUUCACCUCUUGCUUACUCAGCCCCGAUUGCCUACGUAACGCCUCUCAUCCAGCCCUCCAACUACCGGGGACCUUUGUCACUCGCUCCUGGCCAGCCCGCAAAUAUCUUGGCUGCUGACGGACGGCCACUCGACACCCUGGACGUGAACUUGGACCGUGCUGCUCACUACACUGCCGAGGCUCUGAACGGUGCUCAUAUUCUCAAGAAACGGUCUGCAUUCCUCGCCCCUGUAGCUCCCGUCGUCGGCCACGUCGCCGUUGCCCGGGCUCCACUGAUCGCCUCCACCUACGCUUACCGCGCACCCAUUACUCGGAUAAAUCACAUUUCAUACGCUUCCCCCGUUGUCCGGUACUAUUAAAUUAUAAUGAAA
Molecule: messenger RNA, 471 nt
Organism: Zerene cesonia (dogface butterfly)
Lineage: Eukaryota; Metazoa; Arthropoda; Insecta; Lepidoptera; Pieridae
Exons: 1
Source: RefSeq, a predicted model, not a curated record